CGUCACGUGAUGCGUCAACCCGGCCCACGCGCCGUCACGUGAUGCGCCUCCUGCCACCCGCCGCCGCCGCUCAGGCUCGAGCGAGAAGAGCAACCGCCGGAUCCAGUCGUCCAGCGAAUAACGACCGCCACUCAGGCUGACACCGGAGCGUGAGCGUCUCUAACACAUGUCUCCUUGCAUGUUGGCUGCAGGAGAUCGACCAGGGCGGGCGGCUGCCAGCGCGUCUACUUUCGGGCGGGGGUAAUCGUCCUGUCACCUGCAGAGCUCAAAAUGGGCCGGAUACUGCCUGUCCCGUUGAGUUACUCCAACAUGUUGUGUUUUACUUCGGUGCCAGCAUCUGCAGUUCCUUCCCACACAGGUUCUCAUUCCACCCAGGGACACUCCAAAUGAUUGUGAAUAAAACCCCAUUGACAAGAGACAGUACAAGAGCCUUCCAACUAUUGCAACCUUCACGGGGUCCGCCCUGUUUCGACUAAUGCAAUCGACUAGACGUGCACAAACGGAAGAUCAAAUAGUACAAGUUGUCCAACAACUUUAGGCUGUGCACGCCACACGAAAGAAGAAGAAGCCUUCCAACUCAAGUCCUUUGCUGUCAACGUUACUCAGGGCGAUCGUUUUCUUUUUACCUUAAAUAAAAUCGACCCGUGCAAUUUUUUCAUGGUUAUCGAGGGGCGGUGGUGCCUCGCUAUCUCUUAAAUGGCCAUGGGUGGAUCUCAUGGGGUCACUGGCCCGUUCAUAGUUGCUCUCGGAAUUCGUGUUGCCCUCGUCUUUUAUGGGCUGUACCAGGAUCGUUCCAUGCAGGUUAAAUACACGGAUGUGGAUUACCAAGUCUUCACAGACGCCGCCAGAUUUGUCACUCAGGGGGCCUCUCCAUACAGAAGAGCAACCUAUCGUUACACACCUUUGCUAGCAUGGAUGUUGAUGCCCAACAUUUACUUCAUGGAAAUAUAUGGGAAACUUGUAUUCAUUAUAUGUGAUGUCCUUGCAGCUCAUCUCAUGCAUAAGAUCUUAUGCCUCCAAGGACUGGACAGUCGAAGUGCAUGUUGGUACUGCAGCCUAUGGCUCUUCAACCCCCUGCCAAUGGCUGUUUCAAGUAGAGGGAAUGCAGAAGCUGUUCUGGCAGUGUUGGUCCUAAGUACUUUGUUCUACCUAAAGCGCAGGCAGAUUGUGAAGGCUGCACUGUUUUAUGGGCUUUCUGUACAUUUGAAGAUUUACCCAGUGACCUAUGCAUUCCCCAUAAUUCUAUCACUUCAGACUGGCCAACAAGCAACAGAGAAUGAUACCCCAACUAUAAGAAAUAAACAGCAUCUUAAAAAAGGAAUAAGCCUUCUCAAUCCCAUGUUUAUUGUCAGACUGCUAAAUAAGGAUGUGCUUCUGUUCAUCACUGUUGCUGGCCUCGAAUUUCUUAUCCUAGGAGCACUCUUCUAUUGCAGGUAUGGUUGGGAAUUUCUGGAUCACACGUAUCUCUACCACUUAACACGAAGAGACAUUCGCCACAACUUCUCCCCAUACUUCUACAUGUUGUAUUUGACUGCAGAGAGUGAAUGGAGCUCAAUUCUGGGACUAGUUGCUUUCCUCCCACAGUUCCUACUACUCGUCAUCACAUCUUUUGCUUAUUACAAGGACCUUACAUUUUGCUGCUUCCUUCACACCGCCAUUUUUGUCACUUUUAAUAAAGUGUGCACUUCACAGUACUUCCUGUGGUACUUGUGUCUUUUACCAAUGGUUCUUCCACAUCUGACAUUUUCGUGGAGAAGAGGCAUUAUGCUCCUAGCUUUAUGGUUCACUGGUCAGGGAUUAUGGCUCACCCCAGCGUAUUACCUGGAGUUUGAAGGACAGAACACUUAUCUACUUAUUUGGUUAGCUGGGUUGCUAUUCCUUGCCAUCAACUGCUUCAUUCUCUUGGUAUUAAUCUCAAACUACAAGAAAAGGAAUCUGCAAUCAAAGACAAACACAGAAUAGCAGCAAGAAACCUUCUUUGCUCAGAAUAUUGCUAUUUAUUUUAAUGGAUUGCACGUAAAAUGUAUUUAGUUUAAUUGAGAGAUGCAGUAUGAAAACAGACCCUUUGGCCCACCAAGUCCACGCAAACCAUCGAUCAGCCAUUCACACUAGUUCUGUUAUCCCACUUUCCCACCACCUACGCAGUAGGUGCAAUUUACUGAGGCGAAUUAACCCACAUGUCUUUGGGAUGUGGGAAGAAAUCUGAGCACCUGGAGGAAAGCCACGGGAUAAAGAAGAACAUUCAAACUCUGCACAUAGAGCACCCGAGGUCAGGAUCAAACCUGAAUCUGUGGGCACUGCCAGCUGUGCCUCCCACUUAUUCUAAGCAUAAAUAUGAUGAAUUAGCAUUUUAUUUAUCUGUGAUGACUCUUAGAAAUGUAGUUUGAAUUAUGCAUGGUAUUUUUAUGCUACUUCUACUUACAAGAUAACCAUGUCCUUGGUUAGAAAUAUCACCAAUAUCAGGAGGGUUUUUCACUUAAUCUUGAUUGCCUUCUUUGAUUUGAGUGGAAAUUGUCACGUGUUGAUGAGUUAUCAAUAUAUUUCCUCAAUAUAUUCCCUAGGGUUAAUAUGACAGCUCAAUUUUUUUCUUUUGUUAACAUGAUAUGGAUAUACAUGGCAAGACUGGCAUUCAUUGUCCAUCCCUUAUUAACCUUACAAGAGAUAAUUGAAUGUUAACCACUUUGGUAAAUCUGAUGAUACAUACAUGAAGAAUAUUAGUGAAAUAGAAGUUUUGUUUUCAAAAUGUGAAACGUGCAGGUUGGCGCAGGUGGUGGAGCUCCUGCCUCGCUGUACAGAACACGGGUUUGACUGACCUGGGUGCUAUGUUGUUGGAGUUUGCAUGUUUUCCCUAUGAUCACAUGGGUUUCCUCCCACCUCCCAAAACCUUGCAAGUCUUUAUAAAUUGCCUCAAGUGUGUAGGAAGUUGAUGAGAGAAUGGGAUCAUAUAGAACUAGUGUGAACAGGUUAUCGAUGGUCAGCGUGGACUCAGUGGGUCAAAGGGUCCAUUUCCAUGUUAAAUAUCUAAACUGAACUGGUAGGUUUAUCGUUACCAGUAUUUGAGUUUAUUCAAUUACUUGAAUUUAAAUUCCCCAUUUGCAAUCAUAUGAUUCCGAUUCUUGUCUCUGAAUUGGCAGUCUAGGACUGUAGAAUGCAAUACUGGCAAACCCCUUGUAGAUGUCACUAAGUCAAAAAACUACAGUGAUAGUUGCAGCUAAUUUCACUGGCCAUUAGUUCUGUUUUAAGGCGCAUUCUCGGCCCCCAAAAAACGUGUAGGCUCCAAAUUGGUACUGAAAUACAAGUGUGGCAACUGGCAAGCAGAGACAUUUUAGAAAUUGUGAGGUUGUUAACUGAUUGGGAUGGAGGAAGGAUGGUGCAAUAAAUCCUCUGCUUAAUGAAGCACAUUUUUCCACACUGAUCGUGCUGCAGCUUCAUUCCAGAUCCCCAAAAUAAAAACAUGAUUUAUUUUUCCAUUAUCACGUUGCCUUAUAACAUUUAAGAAAGUCAAGAUAGCAGAUUUUUAUCCUGGAGCAAACAAAUCUUAAUGUCAAGGUGAUUGUAUAUUGUAAUGAUACUGUAAUAAAUCUGAGACACAUGCUGCAACCGAUAAUUGCUUUCAAUGCUUAUUUUUAAGAAUUGCCACAGUGCAACUUCAAAAGAUUUUGUGUUCAUCCAAUGAUUUUCUUCAGGGAUUAAAGUUAAAGCAAUAUUUAAAUUAUUCUUUGUGGAAAUAUCUAUUUCAAGGCAUUACUAAAGACUCUGAGCUUCUGCAGUAGGAAAGAACUGCAGAUGCUGAUUUAAAUGAUAAAUGAGUGGUCCGCCGACUCCCGACAUCAGUCUGAAGAAGGGUCUCAACCAGAAACGUCGCCCAUUCCUUCUCUCCAGCGAUGCUGCCUGUCCCGCUGAGUUUCUCCAGCAUUUUGUGUCUACCUAGCUUCUGCAGUGUUGUUUAUGCUCAGUGAAAUGAAGUAAAUUGUAUACAUUUAUGUACAAGACCUUGCUACAUAUUUAUUAUUGCAACUGCAACUCAAUAUAAAAUGUCUGCAUUGCUUGUUAUUAAAUG
Molecule: messenger RNA, 4060 nt
Organism: Amblyraja radiata (thorny skate)
Lineage: Eukaryota; Metazoa; Chordata; Chondrichthyes; Rajiformes; Rajidae
Gene: pigm
Product: phosphatidylinositol glycan anchor biosynthesis, class M
Exons: 5
Coding region: 697-1962 (421 amino acids)
Biological process (GO): GPI anchor biosynthetic process
Cellular component (GO): membrane; glycosylphosphatidylinositol-mannosyltransferase I complex
Molecular function (GO): GPI mannosyltransferase activity; alpha-1,4-mannosyltransferase activity
Source: RefSeq, a predicted model, not a curated record